Messenger RNA from Giardia duodenalis, 1650 nucleotides. RefSeq lists its product as uncharacterized. Lineage: Eukaryota; Fornicata; Diplomonadida; Hexamitidae. The transcript has a single exon. Bases 1 to 1650 code for a protein of 549 amino acids. The record is from RefSeq and is a predicted model, not a curated record.
AUGUCGGUAUUGUUUGUUGGUGGGACUGCAGAGCAAUGCAUAGCAGCGGCGAUUCUUCAGCAGCGAGGGAUCAAGUGCAGCGUUGUUGGGGCAUGCCACGAAUUGGGCGCCCCUUGGAUAGGAGUUCCUAUCAGUGUUCUUUGUGGCUGCAGCGGUACAGAGACCAGUGCUUCCGAUGCUCUCCCCGCUGGCCUCUCUGUUGUCUUCGCUGAGCUUUCGUGGACCGAAGCCGAACAGAAUAUGCUGGCGCCACUGAGCUAUGAAUGCAUGACAGAAGUACUGCCCUUGAACUCUUCUUUGAUCCUGAUGUCAAGUGUAGCUAACAUGAGCGAGUACUACCGCUUUAUCUUUCUGGAAGAGCCUCUCUCAUUGUGCAAUGGUCAGGUUUUGCACGCUGCCAAUUCAAUAGCCUCCUUGAUGAGGUCCGAGACAUACACAAUCACUCAACGGCGAAAUAUUAUUCGCUUUCUGAAGGCGAUGGAACAGUAUAUUAAGGCUUUUCACUUAUCGUAUAUUGAAUUCACAGAUCGAGAGGACGCAGAUGUUAACUAUUUGGCGAUGCCUAAUGAAGUAACUAUUCUCAAGCAAUUUGAAGAAGAUAACGUGCAAAUUUUGGCUGUAGGUGAGUAUUUUAAGGUUCCCCAGAUCUUCUUUUCACAGCUUCUCUGUGUUGCCAUGGAGUCGCUGGCCAAUCUGACAUUUACCGACCUACUGAAAGGAGUAGUAUGCUUGUAUCAAUCACUCAGUGGCCAUCGCUCUCGAUGUGUAUUAGAAUAUGGAUUCUCAGAUAUACCCCAAUCAUUUGUUAGAGUUCUCUUCUGUCACGGAGGAUUGGGAAUUUCCAGAUGCUCAGCUAAGGUGUAUCCCAAUGGGAUCCAGAUUACACCAAUAACGGGGGAUGCUAUUGAGGUAUCCCCAACUGUGAUAUAUAUCGCUGACACCUCUCUCACCAUGCCUGUGAUUCAAGUAGUCUUCAUUUUGCGAGACAUUGAUGGCACAUUCGCUUCCUAUUUUUGUACUCACAUUGCUCCAACGGGAUCAGAGAACUCUGCUGCAAGCAACGGUCACAUGCCCGUUAACUUCAGUUGCCUUCUUUCUAGUCAUAUUGCAGUUGUUCGUGUCGGGGAAGGGUGCCAUUUAAGACGUGGAUUUCUCUCCAUUACCGUCUGCUGUCCAUGUAAAGUGGAAAGCGAUGAGUCAAUAGCAGUCAUUGUUCGCAACAUACAAAAGUCAGUUCGCACAGAGAUGCCCCAAUUCAUGGGCAUCGAAAUCCAACAGUUCCAGGCUGCCGAGUGCGCAGUGUUUGCAACCUACUACAACCAGGAUAAGUACAUUCUCCAGUCGAGUCUGUUUACAGAUGGCCAAAUCCAGGAUCUAAAAGAGCGGUACACAGUUAAGUGUCACUCAGAGCUAUUCACAAACGGACCAUCCGCGUGCUCCGUGUCGACAACCUUAACAGGGGCGACUAUUCUAAUUAAGGACGUGCUAGGUGACGCUGUUGGAGAGGUCCUGAACUGGGUCACAGACUUGAGAAGGACUGCUAGGGUAGAUGCAUGCAAGAGACUAUUCAAUAGGUCGAAGAACGAUGGGGGUAAAAUACACCCUGAUGAUGCUGGGCAAGAUUCUAACGAAUUUAUGAACGACAGCUAG